This is a messenger RNA of Quercus lobata, 921 nucleotides long. RefSeq lists its product as uncharacterized. Lineage: Eukaryota; Viridiplantae; Streptophyta; Magnoliopsida; Fagales; Fagaceae. Bases 1 to 717 code for a protein of 238 amino acids. The record is from RefSeq and is a predicted model, not a curated record. The transcript has 3 exons.
AUGGGAAUUAGGAUUUUGGUUCAGGCUUAUGGCGGAGAUGAAGGGUGGGCUUUUGUAGAAGAGGCUUCAUAUAAGUUGGUUAUUGAUACCAUUUUACCAGAAAGUGAGGAAUCUAAGCGGGAAGAUACUCAACCGAAACUUGUUGGGAAUUUUUCAACCAAGGAUUUUACUUUAGACGAGCCUGGAGUACAAUGUCAUUCCCCAGAUGUCCAUUCUAUGCAAAUCCAUUCCUUGCACAAUCACUCCCCGCCCCCAAAAGACAUCAUGAAUCGUUCUCUAAAGGAUGAUGCAUCACAAGAGAAACUCAGUGCACCGAUUCAAUCCCAAUUUUUUGAUUCCCCACCACUUGUUGACAUUAGACCUGUGACAGAUGAUACCUUACAAGAUAGGCUUGGAGUACAGAUGAACUACUCCCAAAUUGUAAAUCACUCUCUAAAGGAUGAUGCAUCACAAGAGAAACUCAGCGCACGGAUUCAAUCCCAAUUUGUCGAUUCCCCACCACUGGUUGACAUUAGACCUGUGACAGAUGAUAUCUUACAAGAUAAGCUUGGAGUACAAGUGAACUACUCACAUAUCAGUCCUGUAGUAGCUGACUCUGCAAGUAUGAAUCCCCCACCACUGGCUGACUCUUGUUUUGUUGGGAGGCAUAAACCUUGCUAUGGGUGGAUAAGCAGUGAUGAUGAUGAAGAUUUUGUGUAUUUAACGCCAGCCACAUAAAAUCAUCAUUGCCUCUUAAUGAUGAUAAGAUGGUUUAAUUUUGUUAAAAUUUUCUUAAUGGGUUGGAGUUGAUAUCUUAUGCUCAAUUGAAUGUGGAUUUGUGGGAUGUUCACCACUGUCAAUUGUAUAUGUUAAUGUGAUGUUCCAGGUGUCUGCCUACGUGGCAUGGAAAUAAUAGUUUAUUCAGUUCAUUAGAUACAUUAG